AUGAGGAGAGCAUUACUUGAACGCCCAGUUAGUGGAACCACCGCCUCAGUAAACCGAAUAGAUUAUUCUUCCAUAACAAUCAAAGUAAAGAACAUUGACGGUAUUAGUACGUACCAUAACAUUGAGUUCGAAGACACAGGCAUAAGGGUGUGGAAAGCUUUUGGAAUUGGUGAAGGUAGAUAUUUUGAUAAAUCCACAACUGAGUACCAAUAUUCAACAAGAAGAAGACUUUUCCAAGAAAGAAAGUAGGCUAUGCAGUUAGGCCAGAUGAGCGUCGUAAUACUGAGGAUGGGCUGUUUGAAUGUAGUGUCGUGGGAUGUGGGAAGGUUUUCCGACGUUUUGAAGAUCUUGAACUUCAUUUAGACGUAGGGAAGCAUGGAAACACAGUCCAAAGUGAAUCAUUGUAUGACCAGUUGAGAAGGGAUUGGGCAGAAAAAUUUCUGACUAUUGACUGCAGAAAGAAAAGCAAGAACGCUGGUGUUGUCGAGUCAAUGGGUGCAGUUUCGUCAGACCAAAAUGCAUGUGAGAACAGAAUGGUUUGGGCACUGAGUAAGUCCAGAGCUGGGAGCAUACGUUUUAGCCAAAAUGUGAGAGACUACCUGACAGAAAGAUUUGAUUUAGGUGAAAUUACAGGGAUGAAGAGCAAUCCGUCAGAUGUGGAGAAUGAUAUGCGAAGUGCAAGAAAUGAGAGGAUGGCCGGAACGAAAAGCGUUUCACUCGAGACGAGUGGCUGA
Paramuricea clavata is the source of this 734-nucleotide messenger RNA. The record is from the annotation of a GenBank genome assembly. Lineage: Eukaryota; Metazoa; Cnidaria; Anthozoa; Malacalcyonacea; Plexauridae.